GAGUUAACCCCAACACAACUUUUCCCGCGAGAGAGAUAGAGUCAGAUAGAGAAAGAGAGAAGUUACGAUACGAAUCGGAGAAGAAGCAGAAGAAGAAGAAGAUUACUUGAUAGCAGAGACUGAUCGAUCUGAAGAUGGCGAUGGAAGUAGCAACUCCGGCUCCGGCACCUAUCCCAGCGGAGAGGAACAUCGUUCUUUCCCCGGCCACGACUACCGUCAAUGUUGAGACUCACAAGAAGAACAGGAUCCAAGUCUCCAACACCAAGAAGCCUCUAUUCUUCUACGUCAACCUCGCCAAGAGGUACAUUCAGCAACACAACGAGGUUGAGCUCUCUGCACUUGGAAUGGCAAUCACGACUGUGGUUACAAUCUCUGAGAUCUUGAAGAACAAUGGUCUUGCAACAGAGAAAAAGGUGCUAACAUCUACUGUGGGAAUGAAAGAUGAGACUAAAGGAAGAAUGGUUCAGAAGGCAAAGAUUGAGAUUGUGUUGGGAAAAUCAGACAAGUUCGACUCUUUGGUGCCACCAGUGACCAACGGCAAGACUCCGGAGGAGGAAGCUAAUGCAGAGACGGAGGCUGCCGUGGAAGCACAAGAAGUUGCUGCCACUGAAGCCUAAGAUGGAGCUUGUUGUAAGGGCCACCACAGAAGAAGGAACAAUGUCACUUUUACUUUGUUUUGUUGCUUUUGUUUCGUUUGUGACAUAUCGAACAUAAUACUCUAGAUAUGAUAGUAAUUGUUUGUUUAGUAUGAAAUAGUAUUUUUCACUUUCUGCUUCCA
Messenger RNA from Capsella rubella, 778 nucleotides. RefSeq lists its product as uncharacterized. Gene Ontology annotation, cellular component: nucleus. The transcript has 5 exons. Bases 135 to 617 code for a protein of 160 amino acids. Lineage: Eukaryota; Viridiplantae; Streptophyta; Magnoliopsida; Brassicales; Brassicaceae. The record is from RefSeq and is a predicted model, not a curated record. Gene Ontology annotation, molecular function: RNA binding.